Molecule: messenger RNA, 1565 nt
Organism: Phytophthora infestans T30-4
Lineage: Eukaryota; Oomycota; Peronosporomycetes; Peronosporales; Peronosporaceae
Product: iron/zinc purple acid phosphatase-like protein
Exons: 1
Coding region: 24-1565 (513 amino acids)
Molecular function (GO): acid phosphatase activity; metal ion binding
Source: RefSeq, a predicted model, not a curated record
CCUGGAAGAGCACACGCCUUGCGAUGCUGAAGGUGAUCGCUAUUGGAUUCGCGGCUCUCACUGCCGCCACUGUGCGUGCAUCCGUCACUCUCAACAACACCGAUUGCACCUGGGACUCCAUUACCUGCUUACCGACGGCACUAUGCGAAUCCACCGGUGACAGUUUUCAACCAUGCCGUGUCAAGGACAACGUAGAUUACUACCCCCAGCAACUUCACCUUGCGUACGCCGGUAAGAAUGCUGGAACAGCUAUGACAGUGUCGUGGUCCACGUACGCCAAGAUCGACGACAGCUCCGUUUGGGUCGGACGUUCCGAAGACGCCCUAGAGCUGGUUGACACUACUGUGACACAAACCAGUUACUAUCAUGAUGCUACCUACAACAUGUUCCACCACCAUGCAAUGGUCUCCGGUCUCACACCGCAUACUAAAUACUACUACAAGGUGGGAAGCAAGGCCAACGCGCAGUACACCAGCGACGUACAUUCGUUCUUGACCGCUCGUGGUGCGUCGGAUGACAGCACGUUCAACAUGGUGAUCUACGGAGACUUUGGGGCUGGCAACGAGUUAAAGGACACGCUUGCCUAUGUGAACACGUUGAACGCGGAUAACGUGGACCUGAUGUAUCACAUCGGUGACAUUGGUUACGCUGAUGACGCAUGGCUGAUGCCCGACCAAUUCGACGGAUUCUUUUACGAGAAGGUCUACAACGGAUGGAUGAACUCGAUGGCCCCAGUAAUGAGCUCAGUUCCGUAUAUGGUAUUGGUUGGAAACCACGAGUACGAGUGCCACUCACCUGCCUGUGCUGCAUCAGCUGAGCGGAUGAACAUGCUCCGUAAUUUCACGGCUUACAAUACUCGAUUCCACAUGCCGUCGAAGGAAGUUGGUGGAACUCUUAACAUGUGGUAUUCCUUCGAGCACGGGCCGAUCCACUUCACUUCGAUCUCUUCUGAGACGGACUACAAGGGUGAGCCUAGCAAUGAAUUCGCUGACCCACCUCGCAAUGGUAACUUCGGAGACCAAUUGGCAUGGGUCGAGGCUGAUCUCAAGAGAGCUGAUGCGAACCGAGCCAAUGUGCCUUGGCUCAUUGUCGGUAUGCACCGUCCGCUCUACGAUGUGUCCGGCUGUCCGAACGGAGUGCCGGCAGACAAAAACGCUAACAUUCAGGCUGCGUUUGAGGACCUUCUCAUCAAAUACAAGGUGGAUGUGGUGCUGACGGGUCAUCAGCAUUAUUACGAACGGCAAACUCCUAUUCGUAACAGCACUGCAGUGCUGGAUGGAGUCUCGAGUGACUUCACACGCUACGACAACCCCCAGGCGCCGGUUUACAUUGUGAGUGGUGCUUGUGGAACGGUUGAGGGUCUUGACAUGGCCCCCGAUCCAAAUAACGUGACGUGGAAUGCAGCCUCAAACUACAUCGACUACGGGUUUUCAACUCUGGAAGCAAAUCGAUCGAUGCUUUCGUGGAAGUUCUUGAACAGCUCGAACCAGGCUGUACUUGAUGAAUUUGUCAUGUGGAAGACAUCUCCGUCGACGGAAGGUUGCAGUGACGUCGGUCAACACUAA